Molecule: messenger RNA, 1113 nt
Organism: Sinocyclocheilus grahami
Lineage: Eukaryota; Metazoa; Chordata; Actinopteri; Cypriniformes; Cyprinidae
Product: GTPase IMAP family member 4-like
Exons: 4
Coding region: 1-1113 (370 amino acids)
Molecular function (GO): GTP binding
Source: RefSeq, a predicted model, not a curated record
AUGGAGAUGACCGCUCAGUUCGCUGCCUUAACCCGCCGAGAUCUCCCUUACUUUGAGUAUGCAUGGGAAUUCUGCGGGCUUGCCGCAGCGUCGGCUUUGGAGGACUCCACCAUCAAUUCUCUGUUCUGGCUCGGGGCCGACUACCAUUGCCCCGUGGACCUCCCAGACACCACCGGAAUACCCCUUCCCUCCAACAUAGUCAUACAACGACAACCACAAGCUGCAGUCCUCUUCUGUUUCUCAACUGCUUCUUCUGUAAGAUUAGGCUUGGCAAACAAACCACUGCAAGGAAUUCCUGUCUACAGUCUCUCAACCAGACGGAUUGUUCUUCUGGGUAAAAGUGGUGCUGGGAAAAGUGCAGCUGGAAACACAAUACUAGGACAGAGAGAGUUCAGAUCUGAGAGGGGAAAGAGAUCAGUAACCCGUAAAUCCUCAGAGAAACACACCACUGUUUCAGGCAGAUCUGUGUCUGUAGUUGAUACUCCUGGAUUCUUUCACGCACAGAUAAAAACUGAGGAGUUAACUGUAGAGGUAGAGAGAUGUGUUUAUUUAUCCAGUCCUGGACCACAUGCUUUUCUCAUUGUGUUUCCUGUGAUUAUGAGAUUCACUGAGAUGGAGCAACAGAUUCCUCAGAAGAUUGAGAUGAUGUUUGGUGAGGGAGUGUUAAAAUACUCCAUCAUUCUCUUCACUCAUGGAGAUCGGAUAGAUAAACCCAUAGAGAGCUUCAUUAAGCAGAACUGUAAAUUAAGAGAUCUAGUUGAUCACUGUGGAGGCAGAUAUCACGUCUUCAACAAUAACAAUGAGAAUAACAGAGAGCAGGUGAAUAAUCUACUGCAGAAGAUUGACACAAUGAUAGAGCACAAUGGAGGAGGACACUACAGUAAUCAAAUGUUUGAAGAUGCUCUGAGAUUCAGACAAGAGGAAGAAGAGCAGAGACGGAGAGGAGACGAGAGGAGAAAGCUACAAGAAAAAGGUAAGCUUUACAAGCAAGGAAAAGACUCUGAGGCUGGUUUGGUGCGCUUUCGCCACAGCAUUUCUGAGCCCUGCAGGCAAAGGGCUCGUUCGGACGGGCUCCUCAAGCCCUAUGUGCCCCUCAAGUAUCAGCUCAGAUGA